This is a messenger RNA of Lineus longissimus, 3348 nucleotides long. RefSeq lists its product as uncharacterized. NCBI's taxonomy places the organism in Eukaryota, Metazoa, Nemertea, Pilidiophora, Heteronemertea, Lineidae. The transcript has 3 exons. Bases 344 to 2377 code for a protein of 677 amino acids. The record is from RefSeq and is a predicted model, not a curated record.
CUUUGCUGGUUCCGACAACCUGCCGGGCAAUUUACCACAAGGCCUGUUCUCUCCCGUCUCGCACCGGGGUGGAGCUAGAGGCAGUCCAUUCAUCAUUCUGGUUAUUCUUACAAGUCUUAGAAUGAGGAGGCCAAUGUGUCUGGAGGAGAGGGUCCGACUUAUUAGUGCCAAGAUAGAUGCCAAAUCCUGUCCAUUCUAAGGUUCAUACGAUUAGAGGAAAUAUGGUUUUCCGAAUUUCACCCUCUCUUCAUGUCGGCCUUUAUUGUCUUUUCAGAGGAGAGCUGUGGCCAAGUUCUUUCAGUUUCCACGCCAUCUUCCGAUCAUCAGAUAGCUGUUCGCAACUAUGGAUAACAAGAAUGAUGAGAAUGGUAUGGGUGAAAUAGGCCCAGACCAAAUGGAGCAGACUUCUCCUCACCAGCUGUCACCAGGGAGUGCCAGCUCGACACACAUGACCGUCAUAGCAGGGAACGCGAAGAGUCCGUAUUUGCCAACAGGGAAUGACAAUCUCCCGCCAGGACCACGUUUAGGUGGUGGAGGAGAGAGUGGGAGUAAGGAAGAGCAGGAUUUAGCAGUCCAAGUCAUUGAUCUUGAAGUCCUUCCAUCUGAUUCAGACGAUGGUGUAAGACGCCACAUCGAUGAAAUCGGGGCUAAAUUGAAUAUCAAACACGUGAUGGGAUGUCUGCGUCUGCUGGCUGAUUUACUUCGCAUCGCCGCAAAUGCGGUUGCUACAGAUGCCAGCCAGUUGGUCAAAGUCCAGGAGCUACAAUUUGAUGUGAUUAAGCUCAAUGAUGCAGUGUCGUUGAUGAUACAAAGUGAUCAAAGUGGAGCUAAUAACAUACUUGAGAAGCUGAAGAUAGCCUAUCUGUACCUUCAGGAUGGUUUCCCUGAUUUUGCUAAGACUGACAUUGACGUGAUCUCUAAGGACGUCAAGUCCAUGGAAGAGGCAACACAGAAAUGUAUCCGGAAUAUCAGGGCAGCAAAGAGCACAGAGGAAACCGUGUUAAAGUUGGUCAAGAGUAAGAAGGUGGAGAGGUCGAGAAAGGUGGCCACUCUUCUUGAGGAGAUUGAAGACAUAAAAGCAAAGAUAGGAACCGGGAAGAUCGAACCGGUAUUGCCCACCACUGGCCAAGAACCUCUCCUUGAUGAGUCUAAGCCUCGCCAUGCUGCAAGGUGGCAGAUGGUAUAUGACAUUGGUAUCAAUGCACUUCUGCAAAUGGGAUGUCAAGCUGUAAGGGAGGUAACAGGCCACAAUUCGCCUAUUAUUUUGUUCGAUGUGAUAGGCUACCAAAUCUUGAUAAAUAUGUUGUGGACCAACAAGAAAGAUAGAGAAGACGACGUGGCACACAAAACACUAAAAUCUGCCUUACUAUUCAUUGCACCGACAGUUACUGUAUUUGCCAUCGCCUCUAAAGCCGAUGUGAGGCAGGUUUUGCAAAUAGGUUGUGGAUUUGGCCUACCGGCUCUUUCUCUUUCCUUCAAAGACGUCUCUCCAAGACCACCAGCCAUACAUGAUAUCAGUAAGGAGAGUUUGAAAUUCAUCUGGCGUGGUGUAUGUGCCAUUGGAGUUGUCCCGGUGAUUGGCGGAUGCAUAUGUCAGAAACGGAACAUUCAGAUAUUUGCACUUGAAAAGUGCCUACAGAUCCUUGAGAAGAAAAAGGCAUGUUUUGGACCAUUCACAACUGGGAUGUGGUUCUUCAUCAUCUCCUGUAUAGUGAAUCGACGCCAAUUAUCUGUGCCUCGUACAGUCAUCAAAUGCCUACCUGGACUGGAUUCUGCCUCUGCCAGACCGAAAGACCCUCCAAGUGUUUACGAGCUGCACGAGUUGAACGAGAAAUUACGCGACAAGCGCGAAGCAUUGGUUGAAGCUGUUGACAACGUGUACAUCUCUUUGCUGGUGAUCAUGGUUAUUGAGAAGUCCCUACCCCUACUGGAUGACAUGACCAUCGUCUUGGACUAUGCAACAACGCUGGUGACUAACUGGUACACGGAGUGUAAAGAUAUCGUCGAGCCCAGCAUGCAGCAGAGUAUCGACAGAGCAGAAGGGCUGUCUGAAGAGGAUAAACACAGGUACUGGGACUCCCUGUUCUUCAAGAAGGAAGUCAAAGGGUAUUAUGAAAGAUGGCGCGCACUGCAGGUGUUCUGCGAAAAGAACCGUCCAUCUUUGAAGAGCGCGCGACAGCGGGCUGAGGGCCACUACACUGAGAACCUCUACCCCCGGGAUGCCGUGAGGAAGGCCUGGGAACUGGCUGCAGAGGAGCCUGACGAGGAGAUCAGAGGUCUUGUGGAGGAGAGGCGCCAGUGGUUGGAGGAAAAGGCUAGCUGUGGUGGCCCCAUUGAAACGGUAGUUCCAUUCAGAGUUAAGACCGAGAACGAGUAGUUGAGGAGAUGGUGAACUUCUGUAUCUGUGCUUGAUAAUCUACCACGUCAUCUAGCUGCAUAUGCACUGACAAGGUUGACUGCUAGGCUGCACUAACUUCUUGGGUACACAGGCAGCGGACUUUCAUUGUAAGAGGUCCUUUAAGUGGCUGAUACCUGGACACUUUUCUGGGUGAACCUAGCAUGUUCUAUGGUAUUCAAGAUAAUCUGAACCUUACCCUUGGCACUGAGUGUCACUAUACUAGAAAUACCAAUUUCACAGUAUUUGAUGUACAUGUACAUCGUAUUGCGUUCCGGUUUGAUUACUAUCUAUUUCCUAUACACAGUGUAAACUUGAAAGCAUUAUGGGCAGUAUCAUUCCUACCGAGUAUUCCAAAUGGGCUUUCAGCUUUAGCGCUCGAGUGUCACUCGGUGCCAGUGAUUUUUACUUUCACUUUCACAUACUUUUAUACUAAACCAAGGGCGUGGAUGAUUAUUGAAUUACUGGUGAAUGAAACGGAAAAAAUGCUUGCUAAACACGGUUUAUGUUGCUUAUUUGACCUCUUUUGAUUAGAAGAUGUAAGUUCCAGUCUUGUUCUGAAUAGGUCCUAUUCGCUGUGUUUGAUACCUUUGAUAACUCGAGUGUAAAAUACCAAUAGGCUACUAUAGAAUCGGCCAGGAGACGUCGCAACUGUCUAGAUAAUGAUAACAGUGGAACUAAUAGUACUAAUAUACAGUGUAUUCUGUAGCUGAGUGUCUGACAACUCCUGGCAAGGAGUGUUUCUUUUGCUUUCUUGUGAUUAGUUUAGUCUCUUUUCCCUCUGCAAAUUGGCUAUGAUUACGCACCAGAGGUGAUUUGGCCAUCGAUGUCCAUUCUCAAUGCAAGAUGGCGUCACCCUGUUGAGAACCAACAGUUAUGUAACUUGCCACAUGCAAACAGACUACUAAAAACUGUAAUUUGUACUAAUAAAGCUUGAUUGUGUUUAUAUUCAA